UGUGUGCCGCGUGGAGUGGGUGUGUUGGCAGAGCAUAGCAGACGGGCUGCAUACCUGGAGGUGAAAUACCGAAUUUUACAUUAAAUUCAGCGCUUUGGAAUUGCUUACAAAUCGUUUGUCUCUCCUGUAAUGUGCUUUACUCAUGAGACCACUUUAAACUGAAGCACUUUCUCCAUGAGUUCCACAAGAGUUCUUCAUAUCCUCAGUCCCCCAAUGCCGGGUCCAGUUAUGCCCGCGGAGGUGGCUGUGCAGCUGUACAUUACUCAUUCUCCCCCACUACGCAACUUCCUAAGCUCUUAUGAAGACUACAGGACUCGCAACCUGGUCAAAACCUGCUACAAACCCCUGCGGCCCUGCUUGAGCUCCAGUGCCCACCUGGAGCCCCACUGUCUGGGCUGGCAGAAUCCAAAAUCCAAGGCCAAGAAGAAGGUUGUGUUUGCCGAUUCAAAGGGUAUGUCGUUAACAGCGGUGCAUGUCUUCUCUACUUUCGAUAAUAGAGAACCCGUUACAUCCGAACUGCAGUUUGACCUGGAAGACGUAGAGGACGUCACAGCCACUCUCCAUAUAAAUUCAGUUCAGAGCAGAAUUCUAGACUUUCCGCAGCCAGCGGCAGACUAUCUGGAUUUCCGUAGUCGGUUGCUGAAGAAUUUGGUUUGCUUGGAGAACUGUACUCUACAGGAGCGGGCCCUCACCGGCACGAUCAAAGUGCGCAACGUGGCCUACGAGAAGUCUGUUCAUGUGCGGAUCACUUUCGACACCUGGAAAAGCUUCCAGGAUGUGGAAUGCACAUUUAUGAAUAAUGUCUAUGGUUGCCAGGAUACAGACACAUUCUCGUUUGCCAUUGAAUUACCUGGGUAUGUGGCACCUCAGAAUAAGGUAGAAUUCUGCAUCAGCUACACAACUGGAGAGCAGACCUACUGGGACAACAAUGAUGGCAAAAACUAUGGACUGGUCUCAACAUCUUGGCAACAAAACAAUAAAUGGAAUUCCUCAACGCAGGGGAAGAAACCAAAUGAAUCCAGGAAAUUUGUCAGGAAAGCACAAGACAAUGAAGUUUAUAAAUGUAAAAGUCCUACACAAUCCAAUGGCAUUUUUCCAAAUUGGCAGAGUUGGGGGAGCAUUGCAAUCAGCAGCCCCUACUGGUGACUUGAGCAGACAUAAUUAACUAUCCAAAAGUGUUGAAAGCUUUUAGAAACGAUAUUUCUCUCGGUAUGACAACAGAAGAAGAUUAACAUUCUCUUAAAAGCUCUUAAUAUGAUUUAUCUGCUGAUUACAAGUAGACCUUUACCAGAUUAAAGCGGGAACAGAGGCUGGUUGAAAUGACAUGUUGCUGCAGUGCAAUACAGAAUGUUUUUUUUCUUUUGUUAAAGUAAAACGUAUGUGAUGACCCCUUUUCCUGAAGAGCCGGACACCUCUGUAAACUAGACCACUGGGGGUCUAGAGUAAACACUAUAUAACUGCUUUGUCGGUUUGUUGUAUAAAAUGUGCCUUUGGUUUGUCUGUGCUAAGAGAAUUUUUGUUAAAUUGCUGCCAUUGUGUGCCACAUAUGCAGACUGUGCACUAUAAAAAAUGAAACCAAGUAAAAAUCAACAAGAGGAUUUACCUAAAGCCUGUGUCUCAAUAGACAAUUUUCUAUGGAGCUCCUAAAGGGACAUGGUGAUGAAAAUAUGAGAUGGGAGGAAAAAAUAUAUUUAAAUGUUUUUGCUUUCGCUAGCAAAACCUUUCCGUUCCCAAACAUUUGGAAGAGAACACAAAAACAUAAACAUAUAUUAACAUAUUUUUCCUCCCAUUUCAUUUUUUUUUUCCUAUCAUGUCCCUUUAGGUGCUCCAUAAUUUUAGCUGAUUUCCAGUUGAAGAGUUUAUUACGGAAGAGAUGAACUGUUGGUGUGCAACCAGUGAGAUUAUUCUUCAUAUUGAAGGGGUAAACUUUAACUGGUUACUUUUUUGGAGGAAAAAGAAAGAAAUAUUAAUAUUUAUCAUAUUUAAUAUGUACUUCUUGAAUAAAUCAGCCUUAAAAUCAAUUUGGUUUAGAUAAUUUUGUUUAUCAAGCUUUUUAUUUGCAAUAUGUGCAUAUGUUUAGGUGUCUCUUUUAUUCAUGUUUGUUUGGGAUGUGUUAGAAAUGGAAUUUAAUGCAAUUGAAUGUAAUAAGCUAAACAAAUGGCCUGAUAAUGUUUUCUGUGCCUUAGUAUCUGAGCAAAUGUCAGGAAGUGUUGAUUUAUUGGUAAUUUUUUAAUGUUUUAAGUGCAAUUCAGUGAAUAUGAGUGGAAUUGGUUGUGAUGUCAUGUAUGAAUCAGAUGUGGUGAUAAGAAUGGCUGUAUUUUAUUAAAGAAAGAAUGGAUUCCUUGGUAAAUGAGUAUGUAUUUGAUGUGAUUUUUUCUAAAAUAAAAUUAAUAAAAAUCCA
Ctenopharyngodon idella (grass carp) is the source of this 2401-nucleotide messenger RNA. RefSeq names its product protein phosphatase 1, regulatory subunit 3Ca (gene ppp1r3ca). The coding region runs from base 175 to 1146 and encodes 323 amino acids. Lineage: Eukaryota; Metazoa; Chordata; Actinopteri; Cypriniformes; Xenocyprididae. Gene Ontology annotation, biological process: regulation of glycogen biosynthetic process. Gene Ontology annotation, cellular component: protein phosphatase type 1 complex. Gene Ontology annotation, molecular function: glycogen binding; protein phosphatase 1 binding. The transcript has 2 exons. The record is from RefSeq and is a predicted model, not a curated record.